CGUGACGUCAGAGGGGAGGAAGGAGGAAAGAGGUGUGUGAGAGAGAGGGAGACAAAAUGGCGUCGCCCCGCUGCUGCCAGAGCGGCUCUCGAAGGGGAAAGAGGCUCCUUGCCGCCGUCGUUUCCGCCGCCUGCGCUCGGGCCUUGUGAGCGGGCCUUGUCCAGCGAGAGGAGGAGAAGCAGCAGCAGCAACCGCCGCGGGAGGGAUCGCCGCCUGUCAGGGCGGAGGAGCGGGAAGUUGAUACUCUCUUCCACCCUCCAGCUAUUCAGUGGCUGCUGAAGAGCUGGGAUACUGGAGAAGCAUGUGGCUAUGUCACCACAAUAUAGAAGCAGCCCAAUGACAACAGCGGCUUAGACAUCUGGAGGAUCCAGAUUCUAAAUGGCUUCUAGGAAGUCGGGAUCUGACUUUCAUGGGACCUUCAGUUACAUUGAUGAUGUCCCAUUCAAGAUAGGAGACAAGUUCAAAGCACCAGCUAAAGUUGGCUUGCCUAUUGGAUUCUGUUUGCCAGACUCUCCACAGCUUGUAAGGGAAGCCCAGUAUGACUUUUCCCUGGAAAAGAGAACUAUUGAGUGGGCAGAGAACAUUAAAAGGAUCCAGGCCGCCCAGCAAGAGGCUGAGCGGAAGGCUGAAGAGGCCUUAGCAGAUAGCAAGGCUGCCCUGGAGGAGGAGAUCCGAGGAGGUGGCCCCCCAGGGAGGGUCAUGCCACCUCCUAUUAACCCCAUCCUUGCUAGUCUGCAGUAUGGCUGUAUUUUGACUCCGACUCCAGCCAGCAGCAGCUCCCUAAAGCAAAAGGUCCUGAGUCCACCCCAUAUGAAGGCCGAUUUCAACCCGGCAGAUUUUGAGUGUGAAGAAGAUCCUUUUGAUAAACUGGAAUUAAAAACACUUGAUGACAAAGAGGAAUUGAAAAACAUCCUGCAGAUCCAUGUUGGUACCACUGGGCCCAUAGUUGCCCAACUUCUAGACAGUAAUUUACCAAAAGUCGCGUCUGAGUCUGUAUUGCAAGACCAAGAGGUCUUGGCAUCCUUAGAAAGGGCGACUUUGGACCUCAAGCCCCUUCACAAACCGAAUGGUCUGAUCACUUUGUCUCAGCUGGGGGGCUGUGAAAAGAUGUCCCUGUCUUCCAAAGUGUCUCUCUCGCCUGUGACCUCCGUGAGCAAUAUCAAGUCUCUCUCCUUCCCGAAGCUCGACUCAGACGAGAGCGACUUGCCAGUGACAAAGCUUACAAACACAUCCCACAGCGCAGCAUGCCUCCACAAUGGCACUUUCCUCAGCUCUUUGCAGAGCAAAACCAGUGAACUGAAUGGGCAUCCCAGGACUGGGCUUUCCAAUCUCAGUGUGGACGGGCCUCCUGAGGCGCAAACAUUAUCCUCCUCCACAUCCAGGCUGCCUUCCUUGCCCACCUCAGUAGCAUGUACAGAAGAAGUUCCGUCUCUCACCACAGCCACAACGGUGGCUCACCAAAGUUUUCUGACAUCUCAAGUGCCCAAUACCACCAGCUGUGCAAAAUGGCCAAGCAAUUUUCCCUACAUAGAUGCAUUGCAGGCCCUUUCCUCCAGCGAGCGACAGUGUGUUGAAACCGUUGUCAAUAUGGGUUAUUCCUAUGAGGAUGUCUUGAAAGCUAUGAAAAAGAAGGGGCAGAACAUAGAACAGGUUCUCGACUACCUUUUUGUCCACGGGCAGUUCUGUGAGAAGGGCUUUGAUCCACUCCUUGUAGAAGCUGCUCUCGAAAUGUAUCAGUGUUCGGAAGAAAAGACAACAGAACUUCUCCAGCUAAUGAGUAAAUUUAAAGAAAUGGGCUUUGAACUGAAAGACAUUAAAGAGGUAUUAUUAUUACACAACAAUGACCCGGACAAUGCACUGGAAGACCUCAUGACUCGGGCAGGGGCCAGUUGAAGAAUGGUGAGAGGAGUCCGCACUUUGUCCUGCCAACCAAACCCUUGCCAUCGUCAUGUGGGUCUCUCUGCAGGCGUGGGAAGGAGAGCACCUCCAGGAUUCGGCCUUCCCAGGAUGCUGAGAAAGCUGGUCCAUUGGAACGCCAUCACUCCAGUAUGUCAUUCCCAUGGGAGAGAGAACCCAGUCUACUUUCUUCAAUUAAAGUUUAAGUGUCCUUUCCUCAGUUUCCUUUUUUUUUUUUUUUUUUUUUUUGGCUAGGCCACAGAAAAUCUUGACUGGAGCUGUACAUAGUCAGGGGCCAGGCUAGUUGUGUCCUCUCCCCAGCUCUUGCACUGGACGUAGUCGGAAGUAUUGGCCCAUCUCUGAAAUGAACUACGCUUUGGUUCCGAGAAGCUGCUUUCAUUUGUUGUGUCUGCUUGUAUUGAAACACUGACUCCUGGCCAAGAUGAACAGAAAUCUGCCUUUAGUGCAAUGGAAGUUUUAUUUGGUGGAUGGGGGGGGGGGGGAAGGGAGUCUUUGGUUGAAGGUUAGUGUGUAAUUGAGUUCAACACUGGUUCUGAAACUGCCGCUAUGCAUACAGAGAAGCCGUACUACCUUACCUGAUGUUCUGGCCCUGGCUGCCCCACACUCUUGCCAGUGCUUGAGUAGAUAAACCGAGGUCUCAGAACAGGUAAGCUGUGAACCCCAGCUGGAUCCCUCGAACACUGGCUGCUUUUGAAACCCUGGGGAGAAAAGACUCUCCAGGCCUGUAGGUUUUCUUUUUUAUAAGCAGAGGCCCUUCUCAAAAACCAGCCAGUUGUCUGUCUAAAAGUACAGUGUGAAAUUGGAAAUCUAUCUUUCAAGCACUUUCUUUUUUAAUAUUCACUGAUUUGGUUCCAUUUUUUCACACUGCUAUAGUUACAUUAAUCUAUUAACAUCUAGCGAUAGGAAUCAGACUUUGUUUUGAUAGUUAAAAAAAGGUGUAUUAUGUUGUACAUGGUUAAAGAUCUAAAUACAUAAAAUAUAAGCAGUCCUCUGAUGAUCUUUGGAGUAAUUUGCGAAGUAUUUUAGUUCUGCAGAAGGAUACUAAUAAAAAAUUUAAAGAUA
Sceloporus undulatus (fence lizard) is the source of this 2979-nucleotide messenger RNA. It is a transcript of the gene UBAP1, whose product is annotated as ubiquitin associated protein 1. The record is from RefSeq and is a predicted model, not a curated record. Gene Ontology annotation, cellular component: ESCRT I complex. Gene Ontology annotation, biological process: ubiquitin-dependent protein catabolic process via the multivesicular body sorting pathway. Lineage: Eukaryota; Metazoa; Chordata; Lepidosauria; Squamata; Phrynosomatidae. Bases 379 to 1893 code for a protein of 504 amino acids. Gene Ontology annotation, molecular function: ubiquitin binding. The transcript has 8 exons.